AUGGCCGAGCGAUCACCAUCUUUGUUUAUUGUAGUGUGUUGUAUGUGGGUUGUCGUUAAUAGUACGACCAUUAAAAUACAAUACAGCACAAUUGAGGAGAGUGGCAGUGAUGACGUCAUCGGCAAUACUGCUGUUGAUGCUGGACUAGCCGAUAUGGUAGAAAAUGCCGAAGAGUUACAAGCAUUGAGGUAUAGUUUGCUCAAAAAUGGAAAUCCGGACGCAUCUAGAUUUUACGUUGAUGAAAACACUGGAGAUCUUCUAACGUCUGAAUCUUUAGACCGAGACGUCAUUUGUGCGUUUGUUCCUGUUGGUUCUGACUGCUAUCUUACAAUGUUCGUCAUUGCACAAUCAUCAACCGGAAGCUUUUUCAAGAUCGAAGUUCAAAUAUUAGUUAUUGAUAUUAACGAUAACACGCCAACAUUUGAAAAAGACGUGGAUAGUCUUGCCGUACCGGAAGGGACCGAAUUGGGAACGUCGUUCGCGCUGGAUGGUGCGCAGGAUCCGGAUAAUGGGAUUUACUCGGUACAGUCAUACAGAGUUAAUUCAAAUGACAUACCUUUUGUUGCAGAAGCUGACAAAUUUGCUGAUGGACAGUCCAUGUUGAAGUUGAUUGUAAAUGGUACCCUAGACAGAGAACAAAAGGCUUCCUAUAUGCUCCACAUAUUGGCGUAUGAUGGAGGUCAACCACCAAACAUUGGAUCCCUUAUGGUCAACAUCACCGUCACGGAUGUCAAUGAAUUCCCGCCAAAAUUCACACAAUCUGUGUACAACGUCACCAUCUUCGAAGACCAUGACGUAAAUGGUAGCAUAACAACGGCCAAGGCCAUUGAUCCGGACGGAGGUAUCAACGGGGAAGUACUUUACUCACUCAGCCCUUUGCAGUCUGCAACAGUCCUAGAGAGGUUCCGAAUAGACUCCACUACUGGGGAGAUAACUUUACGUACCUCCUUAAUGGAGGAUAGUAAUGAGGAAUAUCGAAUGAUUAUAGAAGCUUAUGAUAAGGCAAAACAACCAAUGAUGUCACAGGCUCAAGUUUUCAUCAAGGUCAUUGACAAUCAUAACAACGUUCCGACAAUCAGGGUUGACCUUUUGUCAAAUACGAACUAUGCCGAGAUCUCGGAACACGCGAGUCAAGGGGCGGCGGUAGCGCAUGUUGCUGUGACUGACAAAGACACCGGAGCCAACGGUCUGGUGGUCUGUAACGUCUUGAACGACAACUUCCGGAUACAGAAAUACGAGGACAUGGAAUAUAAGAUAGUUGUGUAUACGUCAUUAAAUCGUGAGGUGACUGAAGAAUAUAACGUCACGGUAAAAUGUGAUGAUGCUGGAACUCCACCAAAGCACGUGACGUCAUCGUUUAAGGUGCUUGUACUGGACGAAAACGAUAACGCGCCAAGAUUCACACAGCAGAACUACUAUGCCCAUAUAAAGGAAAACAACGAUAUUGGUAAAGAGGCAAUUACAGUGUCGGCAACAGAUAUCGAUAAAGGUACCAACGCUCUGAUGACGUAUGCCUUGACCCCUACGGACGAUCAGAGAUUCAAAAUACAGCCAGAAACAGGUCAGGUAUCGGUAAACAUUCGCCUAAAUAGAGAGGUACAGGGGCAAUAUAGCUUCCAGGUAAUGGCCGUAGAUAUGGGAACUCCCUCUCUAACCGGUACAGCAGUGGUAUAUAUUAUCGUCGAGGACGAAAACGAUAACUCGCCCACAUUUGGUGAGAACCAUUUCCACUUCUACGUACAGGAAAAUCUCGCGCCGAACACGAGUAUUGGCAUUGUAAGUGCGUACGAUGUUGACCUUGCUGAGAACGGCGAAAUUGAUUACUCAUUAUCAUCACUAAAGGAAGCGCCGAUGCCAUUUUGGCUCAUGGAGAACGGAAGUAUUAUGACGUCAUCAGUUCUCGACCGUGAGAUAGUGGAACGGUAUGACCUUAAGAUGACAGCAGUGGACCGAGGUGACCCUCCUCGAGAGGGGUCAGCAGUCAUCACAGUCCACGUGAUUGAUGAUAACGACAAUGGACCCAUCAUCACGUUCCCAUCGGAGACCAACAGUUCCGUCUCCAUCCCGUACGAAACACCACAAAAUCGGGUCAUAAGUACGAUAAACGCUUACGAUCAAGAUUCUGGACUAAAUGCAAAGCUAUCGUUUUUCACCACAGAUUUCAACAUAUCGGAUUAUUUUUUAUUAAACAGUUUUUCUGGAGACAUUUAUCUUAUAAAACAACUUUCUUCAUCAGAUAUCGGAACUUACUCCUUUGAGGUACUCGUGCAAGACGGGGGCAUGUUUCCGCUCUACGCCACUCGGACAAUGACCAUAGCCAUUACGGACAGUUUGACCAGUGAAAGUUUCCCUAAAUAUGUCACGAUAGCGAUCUGUAUAUCCGUGAUUACCAUAUUUCUGGCAGUGCUUUUAUUUUUUGCCAUAUACCUUGUGAGGCGUUACGACCUGAGAAAACCAGACAGUUUUAACAAACACGUUGAUGAGAGUUUCUCCGACAAAACAACUCCAGACGAAAUUGAGGCCGGAUUUGGGGACUUAACCGUUGACCGGAACAGCAAUAUAUACAGCCCACAGACGUUCAGUGUGAUCGGUAUCCCCAAAAGGCCCCAAAUCAUCGAUCGAUCAAUAUCGUUACAGGUACCCAUUGUCCCUGAAUUGCCCAGUUCCGUCCACCCGAGUGACGAUCCCGUAUGGGCUCCCCCUGGUGGCGAAAUUAAUGACGACGAAAGACACCGGAACCAGUUGAUAAACCUACAGUACCAACAAUCACUUCUGCGGAUAAAAAGCUGCAAACGGUCCAAUUCAAGCUUGACGAUUUGA
Ylistrum balloti is the source of this 2820-nucleotide messenger RNA. Its product is annotated as protocadherin-1-like. The transcript has 3 exons. Gene Ontology annotation, cellular component: plasma membrane. Gene Ontology annotation, biological process: homophilic cell-cell adhesion. The coding region runs from base 1 to 2820 and encodes 939 amino acids. The record is from RefSeq and is a predicted model, not a curated record. Gene Ontology annotation, molecular function: calcium ion binding. Lineage: Eukaryota; Metazoa; Mollusca; Bivalvia; Pectinida; Pectinidae.